AUGGCGGGACCUGGAGGAGGGCCUUCGCGCCGCAGCCACACCAAGUCCCGAAAGGGAUGCAAGACGUGCAAGAAACGCCAUAUCCGCUGUGACGAGACGUUUCCGCAAUGCCGCAACUGCACCAAGCACCAGGUUCGCUGUGACUACCUGGACAGCCCAUCUGCCAACGCACCUGAGAGUCCAAAGUCUCCCCAGCAGGCCAAUCUGCUCUGGACCGCAGAGAUCGAGGCGACCAUUUCUAUCUGGCAGCAGACGGACGAGUUCCCGUUCCCUGAACUGAGAGUCUAUCCUCAACCUCUCUGGCGGGCGUAUUCGAAAAGCGAGCUGCGUCUGGUUCACCACCUCUCAUCCAUCACCAAUGAGAUGUUCCGCAGUCAAACGUCCAGAUUAACAACUUGGACGGACCUUAUGCCGAAAUUUCUGAGUGUGGCCGCCUCGCAUCCCUUCGUGAUGCACUCCAUUUUGGCCUUUUCGGCCUCGCAUCUUGCCUGGAUCUCGCAGUCUAGCGACACGCGCAAUCUCGCGUUCCACCAUGGAAGCAUCGCCUUGAAGGGCCUCCACGAGGCCAUCGCAAACUUCUCCAAGGCCAACUCGGACGCGGUCCUGGCUUCGUCCUUGCUGCUUGCAUGGCAAGCAACAGAAUGGCGAGGAUGGGCCUCCCUCGUCACCGGGACCAAGACUGUUAUCAGCGCGAUGCAACCAUGGAAACAUGAGUCGCUUUUCGCUGAUUACAUUAUCGAGCAGGGCGCAAUUCCUAAUCAGAAUUACAUGAACCCCGCAGGGUCAAUUGUAACGCCAGACGUCCGCCGAGACCAACUUGCUACCAUUCAGCUGAUCCAAAGCUCACUACAGCGUAUCUCGCCUUACCUGACUCAGUAUGAACAGGAGGGAAAGUGGGUUGAGCAGCUCAAGGCGCACAUCGAAAAGCUACGCAUCUCCAACCCCCCACAAGGCUCCCAAGAGCAGUUCCAGCAGCUCUACUACCUCCGCAAAUGGCUCUUCUGGGUCCCGAUCUCUCUACUCGCAGCCCGCCGAGGCGACGUCAUCGUACUUCUAGUCUUAGCCCACUUCUAUGCCACAGCUUUGGCUCUAGAGCCCAUGUUCUCAUCCAUCGGUGCGGCGUUCUGUGCAAACCUGUCUUUGCCACCUCUCGAAGAAAUAAUCCGGAUCGUUGGUACACUUCAAUCUACACAGAGCUACAGCCAACCUACACAGGCAGUUGUGUUGAUGAUGGACUUCCCUCGCGACCAGGCAUCCUCCUAUCAUGCUCGACGCGACUGGCUACUGCAGCAGGACGAACAACUUGAACCGACGCAUCAAGCAUCAUACGCCUUAGACACUCUGAAUCUAGAGUUCGAGAGCCAGAUCGCACAAUGUAGCUACGGGGCCAGCCUUUCGCCAGCAUUCGCGCCGUCGCCGCUGAGUUACGUGCCUUCAGGGGUUGUGUCAGGACAGACGUCGCCAUACCUCGAGGUACCACGGUCGAUGGACGGGUUCGGGGGCGGGAAUGUCUAUGUUUCGUCGCCACUGGAGUCUCCUGCCGUCGCACCCAUGGCGUAUGCACAGGACGAGCAUGUGUACAGUUUUAAUAUGCCAAUGGGCUAUCCGAGCGGGUUCGUGGCCACUCCCGCCGUCUGGACGUAA
This is a messenger RNA of Mytilinidion resinicola, 1644 nucleotides long. RefSeq lists its product as uncharacterized. Lineage: Eukaryota; Fungi; Ascomycota; Dothideomycetes; Mytilinidiales; Mytilinidiaceae. Gene Ontology annotation, molecular function: zinc ion binding; DNA-binding transcription factor activity, RNA polymerase II-specific. The record is from RefSeq and is a predicted model, not a curated record. The transcript has 5 exons. Gene Ontology annotation, biological process: regulation of transcription by RNA polymerase II. The coding region runs from base 1 to 1644 and encodes 547 amino acids.